This is a messenger RNA of Penaeus vannamei (Pacific white shrimp), 552 nucleotides long. The record is from RefSeq and is a predicted model, not a curated record. NCBI's taxonomy places the organism in Eukaryota, Metazoa, Arthropoda, Malacostraca, Decapoda, Penaeidae.
AUGGCAAGAGGAAGUUUCCAGCUGUCAUUAGCCAAUUGCACUGAUGUGGCUCAACCAAGAGUGUGCAAAUACCUGCGAAUUGUAGCGAAAGCCAUUGCAGACCUUGCACCAGAGUUCAUCUCAUUCCCAGAACCUGAGCAAGAACAAGGUACCAUGAAUGAAUUCUUCAGCAUCGCGAGAAUACCUGGUGUAAUUGGAUGCACAGAUGGCUGUCAUGUACCAAUCCAGAACCCAGGAGGACAAAACCCAGAGCUAUACCGUUGUAGAAAAGGGUGGAUGUCCAUAAAUGUGAUGGCUGUGUGCGAUGCCUCCCUGAAAUCUACAGAUCUGGUAGUUGGCUGGCCUGGUAGUGCACUCGCCUCCCUGAUUUUUACAUCAUCUGCACUUUAUGACAGACUGGAGUCCGGGGUUCAUCAAGGCUUUCUCCUGGGGGAUAUCAACUUCGGCAAGAGGGGCUUCCGGAACUGGGACCUGGAGUUGGAGAAGGUGUGGCGCGAGGUGAAGGGAGAAGUCUUGGAACAGCAUGCAGUUCUUGUGAUGUCUGGUCACUAA